This is a messenger RNA of Vanrija pseudolonga, 408 nucleotides long. RefSeq lists its product as uncharacterized. NCBI's taxonomy places the organism in Eukaryota, Fungi, Basidiomycota, Tremellomycetes, Trichosporonales, Trichosporonaceae. The transcript has a single exon. The coding region runs from base 1 to 408 and encodes 135 amino acids. The record is from RefSeq and is a predicted model, not a curated record.
AUGCCCCGCUCAACCCAGUCCCCCUCGGCCAUCAUCAGCGCCAUCAUCCUGCUGCUCGCGUUUGUCGUCCUCCCGCUCGCCCUGGCGGACGUCAAGCCCGUCGAGGCAGCAGCCGCGCAAGCCGAAGCGGUCGGCGACACUGCCGACGCCGCCGCCGAGAGCGUCGCAGCCGCCGCGGCGUACGCCAAGGCCUCAGCUGCCGCUGCGGCCGACAGCGCGUACUCUGCCCUCACGCACCCCGCUGUCGGGAUCGCCGUCGCCCUCGUCGCUGUUGCUGUGGGCGGGUUCCUCAUCGCCCCCGUGGCGCAGCGCUUCUUCGUCAAGCAGAUUGAGAAGGAGGCCGAGCGCGAGGCUGAGGGCGAGGCCAAGGCUGCUGGCAAGAAGGAGCUCGAGAGCUUGUUGAAGUGA